CCUGUCCUUUCAGUUCUCCAGCAGUGGUCCUUCCAAUAAUUUCCCAAUUUGUGAUUUGGGCACAAGAGGGCACCCAGGGGACUCAACCUUGGGCAGAUCCUCGUGCUUGCCUUCCUAACCCACCAUCCUGGCUGUCAGCCCAGCUGGGGGAGUGCAGCAGUCAGAUGGGUGAGGGGUCGGGGUUAGAAAAGGAACCAGGGAGUUUCUCAGCCAGGAUAGGAAUUUUGAGGAGGCAGCCCCUCAUUCCUGAACACAUCUGCAUGGCUGAGGGUGGUCCUGAGCCCCCUGGUCGCCAUCAGCACCGCCGACAGCAUCCCGUCCCCUGCUGCCAGGGAGGGGCCGCCUCCCUUCCCCCAAGUGGGAGGAGCCCAGGCCUCGGGAUUGGGAAAAGGCGCCAGGUGCAGAGGUGUUCUCCCUACCUCUGGCACCCUCAACCCGCAGGCCCAGUUGUGCUUACGGUCGCCGGCACACCAGCACCCGGCUGCUGAGCUCUUUCUGGACGGCGGCGUGUUUUCUCCUGGCCACACCAAGAGGUGGAGAUAACAGAUCCCCACUUUCCAGGAGAGCAAACUGAGGCUCGGGCCACAGCAUGGGGUCUGCUGGACGCCAGAGCCCUCAGGGCCUCCGGAGCUGCUGCGGAAGCGGAGUCCCAGCCUGAGCCAGGCAGGGCAAUGGGGGUGGGAUGCAGCUUCCUGGAGACCCACUGGUGAGGUGGUCCCCCAAAGAAGGGCAGGCCUGGAGCAGGGCUCCAUCUCAUCCCAGGUCUGCAGGAGAGCCCCAGUAAAAGCAAGGCUGUAGUUUUUGGGGGGGGGGUCCCAGAGGAGAGGAGAGGUGCCCUCCCAUGCCCUCCUUAAACCCGGCCCCACAAGUCAAGGGCACUGAGAUCCAAGGUGGUCUCCCCCUUGAACUUCCGUCCUUGCUGGUGGCCUUUGCAUGUCACUCCUGGUUCCCAUCCUCCAUUUCUUCAUCUUUAAGUGAGCAUAAUAGACCCCACCCCCCAGGAUUAAUUAGGGGGACCCGUGUAGAACGUUUAGCAGCCGUAAAUGCCAACGAUUGUUGCUGGCAUGCAGCUGCGGCCCUGGGGUCACAGCAUGUGCCUGGUGAGCUCGGAGCUCUCUCUUCCCUGUGCUGGCCCUGUCUGGGUGCUCCCCCCCCCCCAUAUGUCCUCUGCAGUGGCUGACCUGUGAGCCAACAGGACUUAGCCACGCCCCUAGCCCACCCCACUAAUAAAUAUACAGCUGCCUCGUCCUGCCGUCCUCCAGCACUUUCCAGUCCUCUGGAGUUGCAGCUGCUGCAGCAUGUUGUCUCGGGGCUCUGCACUCACCUUCCUUGCCCUCAAGCUCUCCUUCCUCGCAUUGCUGCUGGUUGUGGAUGCGGACUCCGAGGGAGCCUGGUGCUAUGACUCCCAGGACCCAAAGUGUGGCCCCACCCACUGGAAGGAGAUAGCCCCUGCCUGUGGGGGUCCAGCCCAGUCUCCCAUCAACAUUGACCUUCACCUGGUCCGGCGGGACCUCACCCUCAGACCUUUCAUCUUUCAUGGCUACGACUCAGCACCUCCGGGCCCAUGGACUCUGGAGAAUGAUGGCCAUACAGUGCUGCUCCACGUGGACACUGGCCCGCAGAGCCGCCUGGAGAUGCAGGGUGCUGGGCUGCCACUACCUGCCUACCGUGCACUGCAGCUACACUUCCACUGGGGGGGCCCUGGGCGAGCAGGCUCAGAGCACAGCCUGGACGGGCAGCGCCGCCCCAUGGAGAUGCACGUGGUCCACAUGAACACGCGGUACCAGAGCAUGGGGGAGGCUCGAGCUCACCCUGAUGGGCUGGCAGUGCUGGCCGUGUUCUUGGCGGAGCAGGACUCUGACAACGCCAACUUCUCGGCCCUUGUGUCGGGCCUGAAAAACGUGUCUGCGCGCGGGGUCUCCGUGGAUCUGGCGUCCACCUUCCCGCUGGCCUCGCUGCUGCCCGGCGCCUCCGGCCUCUCGCGCUACUAUCGCUACUGGGGGUCGCUGACCACGCCCGGCUGCGAGCCCGCCGUGCUCUGGACGGUCUUCGAGGACGCGGUGCCCAUCGGGCGCGCGCAGGUGGGGCCGCCGCGCCUUCCCUGGGCGGGGCUGCCCGCCACCCGGCCGCCGUUCUUGACCGGCUCUGCCCCGCACCCUCAGGUGGCCCAGUUCCAGUCGGUGCCCCAGGCCGGGCCCCCAGGCUCGCAGCCCGCGCCGCUCACGGAGAACUUCCGCCCGCAGCAGCCUCUCGGGGGGCGCAGGGUCUCGGCCUCUCCUGGCGCCUCCGUCCGCGGGGCAGCCCCGGCCCCCGCUCCCCGCCUGGCCCGCGUGCGCGGGGCUCUGCUGGGCCUGGCGCUCAGCCUGUGCCUCCAGCCGGGCCCCUAGGAUCCAGACGCGACCCUGCUCCUGCAAUAAACGGUACACGGAGUGA
Equus caballus (horse) is the source of this 2433-nucleotide messenger RNA. It is a transcript of the gene CA15, whose product is annotated as carbonic anhydrase 15. Gene Ontology annotation, biological process: one-carbon metabolic process. The record is from RefSeq and is a predicted model, not a curated record. Gene Ontology annotation, molecular function: zinc ion binding; carbonate dehydratase activity. Gene Ontology annotation, cellular component: plasma membrane. NCBI's taxonomy places the organism in Eukaryota, Metazoa, Chordata, Mammalia, Perissodactyla, Equidae.